This is a messenger RNA of Polychytrium aggregatum, 1711 nucleotides long. RefSeq lists its product as uncharacterized. Gene Ontology annotation, cellular component: U2AF complex; spliceosomal complex. Bases 33 to 1346 code for a protein of 437 amino acids. Lineage: Eukaryota; Fungi; Chytridiomycota; Chytridiomycetes; Polychytriales. The record is from RefSeq and is a predicted model, not a curated record. Gene Ontology annotation, biological process: mRNA splicing, via spliceosome. Gene Ontology annotation, molecular function: pre-mRNA 3'-splice site binding; metal ion binding. The transcript is spliced from 8 exons.
CGGAACUUGUCCGCCCCGGCCAUGAUCUCACCAUGAUCGCCGCAGCAAUGCCAUCCGAAGAACCGGCUGCUGCCAGUACUGCUGCUGCUGCUCCAAGCAGGAACCAGGAGCCGUGCGCAUUCAUCGCCAGCGUCGAAGCAAAUCCAGGCAUCGGGCCGUGCUCAACCACAGGAUCGCUUGGCACCCGCAAACAAAAGCGAGCCGAGAAGAAGAAGAAGGCACGAUCCGAGUGGAGGAAGGCCUUGGCUCUGCAUCGCAUCCAGCUUGGCAGUCAGGAUCCUACUCCAGAGGAGAUCCAGAAGGAGGCUGAGGAAUCCAAGAAGAGGGCCGAGGAGGCACUCAGAUGGGAGCUGAAGGAGAAAGAAUACGAGCAUCAGAACCGCAUCCGUGCCGCAAAGGAAGAGCAGGAGCGGCUCAAGCGCGAGAAGCGGAUGCAGAUCGAGGCUGCAUGGAAAAGCGCACUCGAAUCGAUCAGGAUCGCCUCGAGCAAGCAAGCCGAAUCCAAAUCACAUCAUCAGACAAGCACACCGCCCUCGGUCAAAGUCGGGCGGCAUGAUGUGCGCUCCAGUCCUUCGCCGGUCCAACAGACAAAUGCCAGUGUCCCUCCUGGUGACGCUCCCUUGACGAGUCCAGCAGAUGAUCCACCGUCCAAGGCAGCGACAUCAUCCCAGCCAGCUGCUUGCAUGUUUCACCAGCGCACAGGGAAUUGCCGAUUCGGCCGCAAAUGCAAUCGGACACACAAUACUCCCUUGGUGAGCCGAUUCAUCCUGGUUCGCGAUCUCUUCCUCAGCGACCUCUUGCCGGAGCUGGGCUACGACUCAUCAAUAGGCCAAGGCUCGAGGGACCAAGAGGCUGAACUGAAGGCACAAUACGACGACUUUUUUCGAGACGCAUAUCCCGAGUUUCGGCGUCUUGGCCCCAUCGUUGUCAUGAAGGUCUGUCGCAACCAAUUGCCCCACUUUCGUGGGUGCGCCUAUGUCGAAUACCAGCAUGAGGCCGAUGCCUGCCAAGCAUUCACGACAAUGAACGGACGAUUCUACAAUGGGAGGCGGUUGACAUGCGAGUUUCUUCCGCACAUCGACUGGUGGCAAGCCGAGUGUCGUAAUGUCCCGCAUGGUGGCAAGUGCAAUUACCUGCAUGUGUUUAGAAACCCAAGGCUCUCUGAAGCCGAGCCCCAAGGUCUGCGAAGAGCCAAUGAGGCGAGCGACCACAGCUCCAGCAGGCACAAAGAAUCAUCCUCGCCCCGCCCGGACCGACCAUCCAAGCGGGCACACUACCAUCUCCCGAGGCGACACAGUCGGGAGGAGAUACGCCCACCGCGGAGGCUGCAGUCGCGGAGGAGGUAGUGCACCGGAGUGUCGAUUGGUCUGCUGCUAAUGCUUGCUGUAACACCUAGUUGCUGUGAUGGAGACACUGACAGAGCCAAGUGACCAUCCCAUCGUCACGAGAAUAGACCGCCGGGGAGGGGAACAGAGCACGAUCUUUGUGUGGAGUUGUAAUUUGCAAGGGGUUAUCGAUGUGUACCCUAUUUUCCUUGUUACUUGCCGUCAUUCUUCGAUCAUCAUCCUUGGGCGACAGUGUUGCUGGCCUCUAUAACCAUCUAUAUCGCGCCGUCGGCAUCUUCGCAUCAGCCGGUCAGUCCGAAUGAGCACAGUUCAUUGACUGAGAGCAUUCGCGGACACGUUGGGUGAACAUGCGUAUAUUCUGAACA